Exserohilum turcica Et28A is the source of this 2306-nucleotide messenger RNA. RefSeq lists its product as uncharacterized. The transcript is spliced from 2 exons. Lineage: Eukaryota; Fungi; Ascomycota; Dothideomycetes; Pleosporales; Pleosporaceae. Gene Ontology annotation, biological process: carbohydrate metabolic process. The record is from RefSeq and is a predicted model, not a curated record. The coding region runs from base 1 to 2244 and encodes 747 amino acids.
AUGAACGCCCACAGCACCUCGAGUCACCCGCCCUCUGCGGGUCAUGGCUUGAGGCUGAGCAACCGCCUGGAUGAGAGCCGUAGCCCCUACGUCCGCGGCCAUAUGCACAACCCCGUCGCAUGGCAACUGUGGGGACCAGAGGCUAUCGACCUGGCCAAAAAGUCCAACCGCUUGAUUUUCAUCAGCAUAGGCUACGCUGCCUGCCAUUGGUGUCAUGUCAUGGAGCGCGAGUCGUUUGAGAACGAUGAGGUUGCCAAGCUGCUCAACGACAACUUUAUACCAAUAAAGAUUGAUCGCGAAGAGCGCCCGGAUGUCGACCGCAUAUACAUGAACUACGUCCAGGCUACCACAGGCUCCGGCGGCUGGCCUCUGAACGUCUUCAUCACUCCCGACCUCGAGCCCAUAUUCGGCGGCACUUACUGGCCCGGCCCGGGGUCGACAAUGGCCAUGGGGGAGCACAUUGGUUUUGUUGGCAUAUUAAAAAAGAUUCGGGACGUGUGGAGAGACCAGCGGCAAAGGUGUCUUGAGUCGGCCAAGGAAAUCACAGCACAGCUUCGCGAUUUUGCCGAGGAGGGCAACAUUAGCAGGAAAGACGGCGCACGUCACGAAGUUUUGGAACUGGAGCUACUUGACGAAGCAUAUGAACACUUCAAAAAGAGAUAUGACAAGAUGCACGCAGGCUUCGGCAGCGCCCCAAAGUUCCCAACCCCUUCCAACCUCCAGUUUCUCCUCAAACUGUCGCAAUACCCAACUCCAGUUCGAGAAGUCAUCGGUGCAAAGGACUGUACCUACGCCAAAGAUAUGGCGCUGGCAACACUGUCUGCUAUGAACAAGGGCGGCAUACACGAUCAGAUUGGAACCGGCUUUGCGCGCUACUCUGUGACCAAGGAUUGGAGCUUGCCGCAUUUUGAGAAGAUGCUUUACGACCAAUCCCAAUUGUUGUCCGUAUACCUCGACGCCUACUUGAUGACGAGAAGUCCCGAGCAUCUCUCGGCUGUUCACGACAUUGCAACCUAUCUCACCAGUCCACCCAUGCAUGCUGCAAGCGGCGGCUUCUUCUCGUCUGAGGAUGCCGAUUCGCUGUAUCGUCCAAACGACAAGGAGAAGCGAGAGGGUGCAUUUUACGUAUGGACGUUGAAAGAAUUCCAAUAUGUACUCGGCGACAGAGACGCUGAGAUUCUUGCAAAGUACUACAACGUCAAGGAUGAGGGCAACGUUGCCCCCGAGCACGACGCCCACGACGAGCUCAUCAAUCAAAAUGUACUAGCCGUCACUUCGACGCCCACAGAUCUCGCCAAGCAGUUUGGCCUUCCAGAGGAAAAAGUCAACAAGAUUCUGACCGAGGGUCGGCAAAAACUGCUCGAACAUCGUAACAAAGAGCGCCCACGGCCGGGCCUGGAUGAUAAAAUCGUAGUCUCCUGGAACGGUCUCGCCAUUGGCGCUCUAGCACAAACGUCGGCUGCGCUCUCCUCGCAAGACCCAACACGCUCCAAAGAGUACCUUGCUGCAGCCGAAAAGGCAGCUGCAUUCCUCCAAAAACACCUCUACAACCCCGAAUCCAAGACACUGAUUCGCGUCUGGCGCGAAGGCCCAGGCGAUGCACCCGGAUUUGCAGACGACUACGCCUACCUCAUCUCCGGACUCAUCCAUCUCUACGAAGCCACAUUCAACGACUCAUACCUACAGUGGGCCGACGACCUCCAAAAAACGCAGCUCAGAAUGUUCUGGGACAAGCAGCACCUCGGCUUCUUCUCCACGCCCGAAGACCAAACCGACCUCAUCCUGCGGCUCAAGGACGGCAUGGACAACGCAGAACCAGGCACAAACGGCGUCUCAGCCCAGAAUCUCGAUCGCCUCGGCGCCCUCCUGGAAGACGCAGAGUACACGCAGCGAGCACUCGACACGGCAUCUGCCUUUGAAGCCGAAAUCAUGCAACACCCUUUCCUCUUCCCCAGCAUGAUGGACGCCGUCGUCACGGGCAAACUCGGCAUCCGACAUGCCGUCGUAACAGGCGACGGCCCCCGAGCCACCGAAUGGCUAACGCGAUAUCGCGAGCGCCCAGCCGCCCUCGCCACAAUCAGCAGAAUCGGCACCGCCACAGGCCAAUGGCUCCAGUCAAGAAACUCCCUCGUCUCAUCCAUGGAUCCCGCAAAGGAAGCCGUCAUAAUGUGUGAAAACGGCGCCUGUAGAGAUGCCCUGGUAAUGGACAUGUCGAGUCUAGAGGAUGCUGUCCCCAAAAUUUGACCCCCCCCCCCGUGAAACAACACUCCAAUUUUGAUACGUAGACGAGAUAGAUACCAUUGAUU